Messenger RNA from Aspergillus candidus, 934 nucleotides. Its product is annotated as isocitrate lyase/PEP mutase family protein. The coding region runs from base 49 to 828 and encodes 259 amino acids. NCBI's taxonomy places the organism in Eukaryota, Fungi, Ascomycota, Eurotiomycetes, Eurotiales, Aspergillaceae. The transcript has a single exon. The record is from RefSeq and is a predicted model, not a curated record. Gene Ontology annotation, molecular function: catalytic activity.
CCUCCUUCCCCUCCUUCAAUAACAAUCCACGUGACCAAGUCCAUCAUCAUGUCUUCUGAUUUGAACAUCGCUGCAAAGUCAUUCAAAAGUCUACAUAAGCCACAUCAACCAGUCAUCUUGGCCAAUGUAUACGAUGGUAUCUCAGCAAAAACCAUCGGAUCCCUGCCCGCCUCGAAAGCUAUCGCAACAGCCAGUUAUGCGAUUGCCGAAGCCGCCGGCACGGUUGACAAGCAGCUGACACUCGAACAAAAUAUGAGAGGUGUUGAAGCAAUUGCAUCCGCAAUCAAGGAUCUCGGAAAGCCGUUGACCGUCGACAUUCAAGACGGAUAUGGUGAGCAGCUUGGAGACGUAAUCAAACGAGUCAUUAGUGUUGGUGGCGUCGGUGUCAACCUCGAAGACUAUGACAAAGACAACAAGCGAUUUUAUAGCGCUGCCGAUGCCGUCAAUAGAAUCAAGCUGGUGCUAUCUACCGCGAGCGCCCUAGGCGUUCCUGAUUUCGUGGUCAAUGCAAGGGUCGAUCCGCUUCUAUAUGGCGGCACAAUUGAGGAGGUCAUCUCGCGCGGCCAGGCAUAUCUUGCUGCUGGUGCGACAACUAUCUUCGUCCUUGGUCCUCUGGAGGGGCCGCAUGCUGGAUCCCUUACAGAGGAACAGAUCAAGCAGCUAGUAGAGGCUUUCGGGGGCCGUUUGAAUGUGUCCCUUUUUGGACGAUUCACAACCAAGGAAGCUGCGUCCCUCGGUGUUUCCCGUAUUAGCAUCGGACCCAAGCUUCAGUUUAUCGCUUCGGCAGCUUUCCAGGAAGAGGCUGAGCGGCUAUUUAACCUUGACUGAGAUUAUUCAACUAUUUUAUCUCGCACCUUAGUUUUGUUCGGCGAUCAUAGUGAUUCUUUUAAUCUAGGACCCUCAAUCAACAGCGAGACAAUUGAUACGAUCGCCA